This is a messenger RNA of Cooperia oncophora, 873 nucleotides long. The record is from the annotation of a GenBank genome assembly. Lineage: Eukaryota; Metazoa; Nematoda; Chromadorea; Rhabditida; Trichostrongylidae.
AUGCAUUAUGUUGAUUUAUCGAAGAAUCCGGAACGAUACACGGGAUACAAAGGAGAUUCAGCCAUUCGUGUAUGGAAAAGCAUUUAUCAGGAGAAUUGCUUCAAACCCGACAUGAAGUUCGACAAAAACUUUCUGAUGCACCCCGACAACUUCGGGUUAUGCUUGGAGAAAAGAGUUUUCUAUAGACUCAUCUCGGGUUUCCACUCUGCUAUCACAAUAUCAAUAGCGGCAUACAAUUACAAACCUGCACCUGCUGGAUUCGGACCUGGAACAUGGUUCCGCAAUACUGAGAUGUUUGCCGGGCGAUUCGGAACGAAAUGGAGCUGGGAGGGACCACAACGAUUGAAAAAUGUUUAUUUUGUGUUCCUGCUGGAGCUGCGUGCUCUUCUGAAAGUUGGACCUUAUUUGCAAAAAGAGCUGUUUUACACUGGCAAUGAAAAGGAGGACAUUGAAACUCGUGUUGCGAUCGAUGAGUUGUUGGACAUCAUUCGACAGUUUCCAGACCAAUUCGAUGAACAUGAGCUGUUUACGGGUGUAGAAGCACAUGCUCGCGAACUGCGAGAGGAAUUCAGAUCACAUUUCCUCAAUAUUUCACGGAUAAUGGAUUGUGUUGCUUGCGAUAAAUGCCGGUUGUGGGGAAAAGUUCAAAUUCACGGCAUGGGUACCGCACUGAAAAUCCUUUUCUCAGAUCUACCACAUUCUCACUACAUGGUUAAUUCUAAAGGAUCCAUAGUAAAUGCUCCGUUCCAGUUGACUCGGAAUGAAGUGGUUUCGUUGUUCCAAAGUCUUGGAAGGUACUCGUCCAGCAUCAAGGAGAUCGACGAAUUCCGAAAAGAAAUGCUAGUUGGUUACCGUGGUAUAGAUGAGUUAUGA